AUGGCCGGCUCUUCGCUAGCGAUGCGCUCCAUGAUGCAGCUGUCGUCUCGUCGAUCCAUCACAACAGCUCCCAUCCUGCGUGCAAGGCAGCUGCGUUCCGUCCAAUCGCGUGUCGCUCGCCGCGGCUACGCUGAUGCCGCACCGUCGCCUGCUCCCAAGCCCAAGAAGCGCUUUCGUGUGCUGCGCUGGGCCUGGCGCUUGACUUGGAUGACUUCCCUUGGUCUCGCCGGUGUCCUUGCUUACAGCAUUUACGAUCUCCGUCACCCCGUGGACCAGAUCGAACCCGACCCCUCGAAGAAGACCUUGGUCGUUCUCGGAACUGGUUGGGGCUCUGUCUCUCUGCUGAAGAAGCUGGAUACUGAGAACUACAAUGUCAUUGUCGUUUCCCCCCGAAACUACUUCCUCUUCACUCCCCUGCUUCCGUCAUGUACCACCGGUCUGAUCGAGCACCGCUCCAUCAUGGAGCCCGUUCGUAACAUCCUCCGCCAGAAGAAGGCCAAUGUCAAGUUCUACGAAGCCGAAGCCACCAAGAUCGACUACGAGAGGCGUGUGGUUCUCAUCAACGAUGACUCCGAGGUCAAGGGUGACAUUUCCAGCACCGAGGUUCCCUUCGAUAUGCUUGUGAUCGGUGUUGGUGCCGAGAACGCGACCUUCGGUAUCAAGGGCGUUAGGGAGCACUCUUGCUUCUUGAAGGAAGUUGAUGAUGCUCAGGAAAUUCGCAAGCGCAUCAUGGACUGUGUUGAGACUGCUAUGUUCAAGGACCAGACCGAGGACGAGAUCAAGCGUCUGUUGCACAUGGUCGUCGUUGGUGGUGGCCCUACUGGUGUUGAAUUCGCGGGUGAGCUUCAGGAUUUCUUCAACGAAGAUCUCAAGAAGUGGAUUCCCGAGAUCAAGGACAACUUCCAUGUGACCUUGGUGGAGGCUUUGCCCAACGUUCUGCCCAUGUUCUCCAAGCAGCUGAUUGACUACACCGAAUCGACCUUCAAGGAAGAAGAGAUCACCAUCCGCACCAAGACCAUGGUCAAGAAUGUCACCGACAAGUUCAUUGAGGCUGAGGUCACCAACCCUGACGGAUCUAAGACUCUUGAGACCAUUCCCUACGGCCUUCUCGUCUGGGCCACCGGUAACGCUGUGCGCCCCGUCGUCCGCGACCUGAUGAACCAAAUCCCUGCCCAGAAGAACUCCCGCCGCGGUCUCGCCGUCAACGAAUACCUGGUGGUCAACGGUACUGAGAACAUCUGGGCCGUCGGUGACUGUGCUAUCACCAACUACGCUCCCACCGCUCAGGUUGCUAGUCAGGAGGGUGCUUUCCUCGCCCGCCUCUUUAACACCAUGGCCAAGACCCAGACCAUCGAGGCCAAGCUCCAGAACCUGUCCGAUGAACAGUCUGUGGCCAAGUCCGAGGAGGAACGCAACCAGGUCUUAGAUGAGAUCCGCGAGCGCCAGAAGCAGCUCCGCCGCGUCAAGCAGAUCGGUCCCUUCCAGUAUUCCCACCAGGGAAGUCUCGCUUACAUCGGAAAGGAGCGUGCCGUCGCCGACAUCAGCUGGCUGAGUGGUAACAUUGCCAGCGGUGGUACCCUGACCUACCUCUUCUGGCGCAGUGCUUACUUGAGCAUGUGCUUCAGCACCCGCAACCGUGUUCUGGUCGCCGUUGACUGGAUCAAGGCAAGACUCUUUGGCCGUGAUGUGUCCCGCGAAUAA
Molecule: messenger RNA, 1701 nt
Organism: Penicillium chermesinum
Lineage: Eukaryota; Fungi; Ascomycota; Eurotiomycetes; Eurotiales; Aspergillaceae
Exons: 4
Coding region: 1-1701 (566 amino acids)
Molecular function (GO): NADH dehydrogenase activity
Source: RefSeq, a predicted model, not a curated record